Drosophila nasuta is the source of this 958-nucleotide messenger RNA. It is a transcript of the gene Ms, whose product is annotated as neuropeptide receptor myosuppressin. The record is from RefSeq and is a predicted model, not a curated record. NCBI's taxonomy places the organism in Eukaryota, Metazoa, Arthropoda, Insecta, Diptera, Drosophilidae. Bases 127 to 432 code for a protein of 101 amino acids. The transcript is spliced from 3 exons.
UUGCGUUCAACAAUAGUGAAUAGUGACACAGCUGCAGAACAGUUCAAAUAACUUGACAGUUUUUUGGAAAAUAAUAUAAAAGUUUUUACUUUUCCAACACCAAAUUCUCAACAAAAAAAUAACAGAAUGUCUCACAUGCAAUUCUUUGUCAUCUGCUGCUUCGCCAUUGUUCUGCUGGCUGUGUGUGUCCACAGCUCUCAGGCUGCCACGCAGGCACCUCUCUGCCAGCCAGGCAUUCUCGAGGAGAUGCCCCAACAUAUUAAAAAGGUUUGCAUGGCACUGGAGAACUCCGAUCAAUUAACCUCAGCCCUUAAGUCGUACAUCAACAAUGAAGCUUCCGCGCUGGUGGCUAACUCAGAUGAUUUGCUGAAGAACUACAACAAACGCACAGAUGUCGACCACGUCUUCCUACGUUUUGGCAAGCGUCGUUAAAUAACUACACCACGAUCCGGACAUUCUGCAAACUGCAAUUGAACUACGACUGGACUUUGGCUAACGAUCGGUAUUGCGUUUCUGUUUAAGGCACAACAAACAUGACGUCUUCUCACUAUAUACUUAAAAAAUGUAAUCUUGGCACAUCGGCGUUAUACUACAUGUGAAUUAUUCAACUUGGAAGCUCUCUAGUUCAAUAAUAAACAAAAUCAAUACCUUGUAAAAUAUUUAAUUAUCUCUUGAUAUUUAAAAAAUGUGUAUUCGAAAAUGUAUUAAACGACCCCCGAAAAGUCUUUUGUAAAUGUUGAUCUCUUUUAUUUGUAUCUUUUGUUUUGUUUUGGAGCAACUUUAGUAAUGCAAUGCAAAUAAAGAUUGUAAAACAUAAGCUAUACCUCAUUAUUAAUCGAUUAUAAUCAAGAAUCAAUAUAAUAUAUAUGUAUGUAAUUAACAUAAUUCCUUUAGGUGAGGUCCUUGCAAAAAUGAUAAAUUAAUAACAUUUUUCUCAAGCUUGAAACUAUUCUAUAAA